Dibothriocephalus latus is the source of this 342-nucleotide messenger RNA. The record is from the annotation of a GenBank genome assembly. Lineage: Eukaryota; Metazoa; Platyhelminthes; Cestoda; Diphyllobothriidea; Diphyllobothriidae.
CAGAUCACGCAACCCGAGUUUGGCAGCUGGCGUGGUCUACAGCGGGAAGCCACCACUGGACCAAGUGUCGCGCUGGUGUCUGGUGAGCCUGGUUCCUCGGAGGAAAACCAGACGCAGGAACAAAAUGUUCUGGUCGGCGAACUGGGCCAGUUCUUGGAAGAGUGCAACGUGGCUACCGGUGAUAGUUGGGACAACAUGCCCCACUAUGUGGGCGGUGAUCUGCUGCCGCAGCUAAACCUGCCCGCUUGUCUUCCCUCAAUGAUUCAUCAGCCGGUGGCCCGCUUCACUGUAAAAGAUCCCAAUCUUCUGGCCCCACCAGAAUUCAUGACCCCGCGUAUGUAA